UAUGAACUUUCUCCCUCAUCCCACCUCCCUCUCGGCCGCCUCGUCUUCUCCGCCUCCGCCUCCACCACAACCGAUGGCUCCACGCCGGCUGUGAAUAGUGCGAGCGAGCGGGGCGAUAGGAAAAGAAGAGCGAGCCCUUCCCCCUCCCCCCUCCCUCAAGAACCCUAGCCGCUGCCUCCUCCUCCCGCCUCAGCCGCCUCCUCCCUCCCCUCCACCCCUCCCGCAUCUCGUCCGCCCAGAGUGCGGGGGCGAGCUUCUCGACGACGGUGGCGCUGGCUCGAGGCCGGGGAGCGGCCGAUGCGGCCCUCCUUCUCGACGACGGUGGCGCUGGCUCGAGGCCGGGGAGCGGCCGAUGCGGCCCUCCUUCUCCGCCAUCACCGAUUCUCCUGGCUGUUGUGAUGGCAGCGCGGCGGAGCUCGUCGUCGACCGGCGGGCGGCACCAGGCGGCGGCGCGACCAUUAGCAUCGGCACCAGCGCACGAGGUCAUGGGGCGUGAGGAGAGGGAGGGGAUAGAUGCAUGGGGAGUAGGAGCCCGUGGUCAUGGCGGCGCAACGGAGGUCGUGGCCGGGCCCUUGUCCCAACCUCAAGCCAUUGGGGAGGUGAAGAUGGUGAUGGCGGCAGGAGAAGCGCGCGGAGCAGCAGAAACAUCGUCCCUCCUUGCCUUGUUCUUUUAUCUCUUCCUAAUAGUUUGUUGGUCGAAUUUAUAGGAUUCUUAAUCGACAGAUCAGGAAUCACCUCCCCAUUCAGCUAAGUUGCAUGUCUUUUGCUUAUAUUUUGUCCUUUCUUGUACUUGCAUCUCAUGCUGUGUGGAUUUCCUAUGGCUCAAGUUUGUUGCUGCGCUCAGGUUUCAGCAAUUGCUGCACCUGCAAAUUUGGGGUUGAGUGUACAGUUUACUUUCAGUCAAAAGCUAUGCUAUUUUCAGCACAAGAUAUUAUAUGUGGUCUUUGACAGAUUUGAUUGAUUUUGGAUGAUGUACAUGAAUGACAGUGGACAGACAAGGAUCGAGGGAAUGUAGAAGCGGCUUCGUCAGCGUGUGUCGAGAUUCUUAGCGAGCAGUUUCUUGGACAAGGAUUGAAAAAUUUAAGUAUGUACUUAUUCCUGUGUGCAGAUUACCAUGAAUAAGACAACUGAAGAUUUGACCUGCUCGACAAAGUCCAAUGAAAGAAGUAUAAUGUAUCAUUGAUUAUAGCUAAAGAUGGACAAGGAUUGAGGGAAUGUAGAAGCGGCUUUGUCAUCGUGUGUCGAGGUUCUUAGCAAGCAGUUCCUCUGAGAUGGUUUCAGGUGCCAGCGUGCCCCCUCGGCCCAUCCGGGUCGGCCGCCCCGGUGUCGAACAGGGCGCCGCCGCCGCGGGGGGCUCUGUUGCUGCCGCUGCCGCUGCCGGUGCUCUGGCGCCGGUCGGCCUUCCUCGGGAUGCGGCCGCCGUAGGAGGUGCCGAGGAGGCCCCAGCCAUCCUCGUCGGAGAGAUGCCAGCCGAAGCGCUCGGCCAUCUCCUGGAGGACGCGCCCGGCGCGCCGGCGCCCGCGGCGGCCCCGAGCGGGCGGAGGAGGGGGAUCCUGGCGAGAUCCUGACCCCGGCCGACCUCGGCCGCUCGCGCCCCGCCGUGUUCGGCCGCGCCCGGCCUCCUCUUCCACGCCCUGUGGCUUGCUCUGCGCGCGCACGCGCCACGCCCGCUGCCGCGCGCUCCCGCCAGCGUGCCGACGUGGACUCGCCGCAGCAGCAGCCGUUCCCGUCCGCCGGUGGCAAGCGGCUGGGGAAGGAGGAGGCCGGCGACGAGGAGGAGAAGGAGGCGGAGGACCCGAUUGCUUUUUUGAAGAAAAACUAGAGAUCCGAUUGCAUUUUUAGCCCGUUAUGUGUGGGGUCGGGCAGUCAGAUUCGCGUUUAACCCAAGCAAAGCGAGCAGUUUUCGCACUUGGUAGUUUUUUGUCACGGAUUAAUAAAAAAGUGGUAGUUUUCGGGACAAUAUCGUAAAGUGGUAGUUUUCUGUCACGUUUCCGCGAAUUGUGGUAGUUUUUGGUUAAAUACUCCCUUUUAUAGUUACCGCUUGGAUAGGAUACAUGGAGUUCAUAUUCUAUCAGAUUUUAUCCCUGAGUAAUUUGGUCCUAAAGAUGUCAGGUUUAAGAAUGUGCCACUUUAAUGUCUGUUGUGCGGCCUCGGUUACACAUAAUUUGUUCCUAAAGAUGUCAUUUCAGAAUGUGCCACUUUAAUGUCUGUUGUGCGGCCUCUGUUACACAUAAUUCCACUUUUGUCCUUAUGUCUUCGAUUUUGCUUUCAGAGGUUCUUAGUGCUAGAAAUAUUAUUGUUCCGGAUUUUAGCUGUACUACUCAUGCCACUCUUUUUUUCUUGCUUUGUAGCUGAAGGAUUAGUGAGACUGUUUGGGCUGAAUUCUGAUUUUGUAGCACUUAUUCCAUGUGAGGCAGGUAGCAUAUUGAUAUCGUCCAGAAAUAAUAGUGUCAUCUCAACUUCUAAAUAAGAAUCUAGCAGAUGUGCCUACUGGUUUAUGAUGGCACCAUAAAUAAUAGUGACAUCUGUUUUGUAUCUUGCUUGUAGUGUCCAGAUUUCCAAUUUUGUUGCUAUAUCUUUGGCGGUGAGUUGAUAUCGAUUUAUUAGUUCUAGAGACAAAAGAAAUUUGAAAGCGUGAAUUUUAUCUAAUCCAUGUUGUGCUUCCAACUUUGAAGACUGGAGAAGAUGUAAUUCUGUUUGAUCUCUCUUUCAUUAAUCCGUUAGGAAAUAUAUAUGAUGUAGGAGAGUUACACUAUCAAAUGUUUGGAAUACUUCUUCCAUGUUGAGAUGGGAUGCAUAUAGUUAAUGACAUGCUUUUGAGUUCAUAUAGACAAUUCAUCAUAGAAAAUGCACCGCACUGUAUUUUCUUUAUAUAUGAAUUUAGAAUACAUCAUUACUAUUUUAUCGAUCAUUCUUACUGGUUUCUAAUCAUGAUAUUUGGCAUUCUCUUGCACAAGGAUAUUGUGGUAUGGUAGUUCUUAUUUUUUGUGAACCGAUUCUAUCGUGCUUCUACUUCUAUGUGUUUGUUGAUGAUUGAACGGAGGUUAGAUUAGAUUAUUGCCAUGGUAGUUCUCAUCUUCUUUAUCUGAAGUAGUAAGUUUGUUUGAUGUUUUCUAGCUUUCCUUCGAUUAUGAAAAUUCCCAGAGAAUGUCCCAUUGUCACUUCAAGGAGUAGCAGCUGAUAUUGGUGCUUCCACCUCUGCGUCAUGCCCGGGCCGAACUGCCACACCCCCUGUGUCAGCUAAGGUAUUCUGGUUUCUUGAGAUGGUUUGACUAUUUGAGUUUCCAUUGGUUACAGAUCAAAUGUGGAGUCCACUUCUUUCCUUGGUUCAGAUCAAAUGUGGAGAUGAUGUUUUUUGUUCCGCUAUGACUAUUAUUUUCACCUUGGUGACAGUCUCACAAAUCCUCUUUCCUUUCUUUUGUUGAUGUCUUGCCUCCUGUGUACUGAUAGAGGCAUAUAACAGAUGCAUGUCUCGGAUUAGAGAACUAUGAUUGUCCAUCUAUUUUAUAUUUUUCAUUUACCUCUUACGAGUAGUUUCCCUAAGUAGAAAAAAUGCAUUUUUCAGCCAUAUUGCUUUAUUAUCCUUUUUUGUGGGAACAAUACGAAGCCACACUAUGGUGUGCUCUGUUCCCAAUUUUACAAACUGGCAAGUUGCUGCUUGAUUUUGUUUCUUUCAGAUUUUUGUGUGCCUUUCUCCGUUAGAAUGUUUCUCCUCAACGACCAUAUCGAUAUGGCUGGCGUUUGCAACUGUGAUUUUGGUUGAACUGUGCAUGAUCAUCCCUCUAUUCAAAUUGUUGCUUCUCAAGGAUAUUUGCAAGAGAAAAUUGCUUCUAUACCAUCGACAACCUCAGCAAUGGCUCAUUUGCCAUCCAACAAAGCUCCGGUGCUUAUAUACCAGACACGAACAAAUUCUAUUGCUUUUUUGCCAUUGCCGUUAGUCUGCCGUUAGAUAGUGUCCGUUUUCCUUGUUAGACUUCCCACAAAUUCCAAAUUUACCCUUAGUUUAGAAAAAACAACAACUCACGCACGCACCCGACCCUCCCCAUCCCACGACUCCACGCACCCCCCGACCAUCCCCAAUCCGCACGUGCAACGCAACGCCGGCCUCCAGCGAGCCGCAAUGGAGGAACCCCCGUCGGCGCCACCACAACCCCCACCGCCACUCCCCCACCCCCCUUCGGUGCCGCAUCAUGGUGGAAUCGUCGCUGGCGCUUCCCCAGGUCUCUCGCCCACCGCAUCUCUGAUGCUAUCUAGGCGGCGCUUCAUGGCGAAACCGCCGCCAGCGCUUCCCCAGCCCUUGUCGCACGGCCCCAUCGCCGCCGCGCCUGUACCACCGCGUCUCACCACGUCUUCGACGGCCAACACAUGGGGCCCAGCAGCACCAACCUCUCCGAGUGGCCAUGUUGCCCAGAACCCUAGCAUUGGGGAUUCUGGCGAGGUGGAGAGUGGGGCAGUGGCACCGACGGCCGAGGCCCUCCCCAAGAUCAACUCCUUUGUGGGCGCACUUGCAGCAGCCCAUCUGCCCCAGAAUUCCAUGCUCGACGAGGAGGACGGCAUAGCUGAUGAAUGUGGCUCGACCUCUCUCUCUGCUAUUUGCGCUAGGAUGAUCCAGUCUUGUAGCUAUACAGUAGAGGUGAAGGUUUGUGGCAGUGGAACCAAGAUCACUGGGGAUUCGAUAUUUAGUUGGCAGAUUAUUGAGGGUAGUAGGACAAGUAUGAAGGAUUUGCUGGCUUGUAUUGCCGGAAAUUUUGCUUUAUGCUGAGAGGAUAAUAUAUUUCUUGAGUACUUUGAUUCCAUUAGUGGCAAAAAUAUCUUUGUGUCAAAUGAUGAAGAAUGCAUGAAAAUGUUUGCCUGUUUUGAUCAGAAUAGAAGUGGCCAUUUGAUAAUCAAAUAUUCCGAGAGAAGUGAUAAUGUUGAUGUUCCAUGUACUCCUUCGAACCAAACACCAUCUAUAGCACUGCCUAGUCAACCAAGUAGGGUCAUUGAUGAAGCUAGUGUAUGCCUAACAGAUACAUAUCUUGACAAUCCGCAUGAAGAAUAUGAACAUGUUGGUGUAGAUGAGGAGGACCAGUACUCAAUUGGCAGUGUUGGUUCCGAUAGUGAUGAUGAGGUCAAAGAAAAAGAUAUACCAAAUAAUGAUUAUGUUGAGGAUAGCAGUGAUGAUGAGGAAUGGGUUGCAGAAGAUGCUAGACCGGAUGCUAUUCCAGAAAAUGCUUAUGACAAAGAAAACCCGCCAAUGCAUGUUGGCGCAAAGUACCCCAACAUUGAAGAGUUUAGGUUGGCAAUUGCUACAUAUGCUGUAAAGAAAGAGUUCGAAUUCAAGGUUGAAAAAAGUGAACCUACUCGAUUCAGGGCUUAUUGUCGCCGGGCAAAGAAGACGGAUUGUAAAUGGAGAAUUCAUGUUGGGAGGUUGGAUGACCAAGAAACUAUGGAUGUCAAAGUUCAUGUGCAGGAGCACACUUGUUCUAGCGCAAAGAAGAAAAAGAAGCAGAAAAAUGCUUCAAAGGCAUGGGUGUGUGAGAAAGUCAUGGACUGGGUAAAAGAAGAUCCUAGUGUUCGGCCGAUGGAGUUACGGAGGAGGCUACAUGACAAGUACAAGAUCAACGUCCAAUACAUGAAAGUAUUCCGUGGCAAAGGGCUAGCAGUGGCUAAGUUGUUUGGUAACUGGGAUGAUUCUUUUGACAAGCUAUAUGCUUGGAAAGCUGAGGUUGAGAAGAGGUCUCCUGGAAGCAUAGUUGCGAUUGACCACAUGGAGUAUGAUCAGAAAAAAUAUUUCAUACGGAUGUUUGUUGGGCUGAAGCCUUUGUGCGAUGGAUUCUUGGCUGGCUGCAGACCUUACUUGGCGAUAGAUAGCACUCAUUUGACAGGCAAGUACAGAGGCCAAUUAGCUACUGCUUGUGCCGUUGAUGGGCAUAAUUGGUUGUAUCCUGUAGUCUAUGGAGUUAUUGACUCAGAAACUACUGAAAGUUGGGUGUGGUUUUUGGAGAAGCUUCGUGAUGCUAUUGGCUCUCCCCCUGGUCUAGCUAUAUGUUCAGAUGCGGGAAAAGGGAUUGACACUGCAAUCGAACAGGUCUUUGGGUAUGCUGAACAUAGAGAAUGCAUGCGACAUUUGAUUGUGAACUUCAAGAAAAAGUUUCAUGGUAAAGUUUUUGAUGAUCAUUUGUGGCCGGCUGCUUAUUCAUGGACUCCUCGAGGGUUUGACUAUCACAUGGCAGCCAUAGAGGAGAAAAAGGCUGCUGCAAUAGCAUAUUUAAACAAGUACCACAGCAGGCUAUGGUCAAGGAGCAAAUAUUCAACCUCCUCAAAAGUGGAUUAUGUGACAAAUAAUUUGGCCGAGUGUUUCAACAACUAGAUCUGCAAGCACAAAGGUCUCAUGUUGUUUCAGCUCAUGGACAAGAUCAGGAGAAAGAUUACUGUCAAGUUUGAGAAGAGGAGAAGGGUAGCUAGAAAAUUUCAAGGUCGACGUAUACUUCCAAGUGUCAUGAAGGAGUUGAAUGACAUAAGCAGGGGGCUGGACAUUGAAUAUGAGAGAAUAGAUGACAUGAUUGCAGAGGUGAGUGAGAGUGUUGCACUAGGUGGCAAGUGCCACGUCACUGAUCUAGCAAAUAGGACAUGCACAUGCAGGGCAUUUCAAGUCUCUGGGAAGCCUUGCAAACAUGCAAUUAGCUUUAUUACUGGAAUUAGGGGGGGUCACAAUAGAAGACUUCGUUGAUGAUUGUUACAGCGUUGCCAAGUUCGUUGCAGCUUAUGCUCCUAUUCUUCCUGGCCUAACUGACAUGUCUCAAUGGCCUAGUGUGAACAAAGAAUUCUUCUUGAAUCCCCCAAUCCUUAGGAGGGCCCCUGGAGGCCAAAGGUGCAGAGGCACAAAAGUGGUGCUGAGAAUAGCAAGGGAAAGGGAAAGAAAGGCCAUCACCAGUGUUCAAUUUGCAAAGCUUAUGGACAUAGAUGGCAAAGCUGCAAAGAUGCUGCUCCUGAAGCACUAGAAGCCUAUGCAGAAGUAGCAAAGCAAAAAAGGGACAAAAGAAAGAAAAAACCCAUUACAAAAGCUAUUUGUACAACAUCAGAUCAAGCAACUGAUGGUACACUACCUCUGCUUCCAUGUCCAAGAGAAAAUGAAACUGCACUAGCUCUACUUUCAUGUUCAAGUGAUGCAAUUGAAGACGAUGUUGCCAAGUCGACAUCAUCGAAGACUACUAAAUCUAGAAGAUCAAAGGUCAUAUCUGCUGCGCCUGACAGCCCCGCAAUGGGCACUCAAAGCAAGAAGAGAGCUGCACCUAACAGCCAAGCAAUGGCCAGUCGAAGCAAAAAAAAGUUGAAACUGUGAAAUUCUCUAAAAUCUCGCAUAUUAUUUAUGUAUUGCACCUCCUCAUUUGCAUGCUAUUUUAUUUAGAGACUUGCUUGUGUGAACAACAUAUUUUGGUUGUGGUAUUUUGGUUCUGGAUGAUGUUAACUUGGUACUGAUUGUGUAAGAUUUAAUAUGUUGCUUGCUGAAUCUCUUCUAAAUGGUGUGGAUUUUCUUGAGUAUUACUCUGUUGCUCGAAAUAUUUGUAUGCUGGAAUUGUUAGAUAGUCACUAUAUAUUUGCUGGAAUGUUGAAAAUAGAGGGGGACUGCUGUCAAAAUUUUUUUGGACAUGUUUCACAGUUUGCUUAUUUGCCAUUGAGGGCAGAAUAAUCAUUUUGGCCACUUACCGGUGUGAGAUAACGCUAGACUAACUACUAGUGGUAUAUAAGCAAUAGAAUUUGUUCGUGUCUGGUAUAUAAGCACUGGAGCUUUGUUGGAUGGCAAAUCAACCAUUGUUGAGAUUGUCGAUGGUAUAGAAGCA
Messenger RNA from Triticum dicoccoides, 7823 nucleotides. RefSeq lists its product as uncharacterized. Lineage: Eukaryota; Viridiplantae; Streptophyta; Magnoliopsida; Poales; Poaceae. The record is from RefSeq and is a predicted model, not a curated record. Bases 4838 to 6352 code for a protein of 504 amino acids. The transcript is spliced from 10 exons.